Messenger RNA from Staurois parvus, 349 nucleotides. The record is from the annotation of a GenBank genome assembly. Lineage: Eukaryota; Metazoa; Chordata; Amphibia; Anura; Ranidae.
UUACAACUGCACUGUGACUACAAGGUUCUUCCUCCACUUGACUCAAACCACAAAGGAUUCUGGUUGCUUUAGGAAUUGGUAGCCCCUCUCCAUGAGGAACUGGACGUAUUGUCGAUGGAAUAUUUGGAACUACAGAUAACUUUUUCUUCUUAUUUAGCCGUUGUUACAAUUGGAGGCACCAUACAAAAAGUAACAAUUGGUUAUCACAUGAUGAUCUUGGCUUUUCCAAAUCUUGGCGAAAGGAUGCCUUUUUUUCCAUUCAACCAUUGCUCCAUGUGAAUUGCAGCAUACAGCCCAGCUCUUGUCCUGGUCUCCUAUCUUGCAGCAGUUGUAGGCUUUCUUAAUCAUU